Molecule: messenger RNA, 3499 nt
Organism: Cyprinus carpio (common carp)
Lineage: Eukaryota; Metazoa; Chordata; Actinopteri; Cypriniformes; Cyprinidae
Product: rho GTPase-activating protein 4-like
Biological process (GO): signal transduction; negative regulation of cell migration
Cellular component (GO): cytoplasm
Molecular function (GO): protein binding
Source: RefSeq, a predicted model, not a curated record
AAAGUGCAAAUUUCAACUGUUAACUGUUAACUUGACUUAUUUGGUACUAAGUAGGUGUCCUCUGUUGCAAAAACAGAACAGAACAUAUCUGUUUUUAUUUCCUUCUUUUGUGCGUCAAAACUCUGAAUGGAUUAAAUAAAUAGGAACAUUACAGCUGCACAAAUGAACAAAAAUGACCUGUGAUGCAAUCUGAUCCAUACAAGCCACUUCUCCUUCCGUUAAAAGAAAACUGAAAGGUCAUAAUGCUUAGCUUGGGGUCAAAGCAGCUACCAAUUUUGAUGCUUCAGGAUCAAAGCGUUUUCCACUACCCAUGUUUGUUUCGACCUUAUUAUUGUCGACCUGUGUGGAAAGAUCUUCAAUGGAAACUUGCCACUUGCCACUUACUUUCAGAAUGACAUCAGUCCUUUUAGAUGUAUAAACAGACAGACAUAAAUAGUCUUUACUAAGGCAUAUAACCCCAUAAUAAAGCAUGUUAGAUAAAUGGCUGCUUGAAUCCAAAUUGAAAAGAUAGUGUUUGUGAAAGUGAGAAAGCACGGUGAGGGAGGAGGGGCCAGUGAAUUGAUGUUUUACUCAGCAUUCAGUACACUUGCUGUCAGCACACAGUGACCGAGUGAGGAAGGAGGAGAACGAUUUUGUCUUUCCCUGUAUCUCACAGUGCUUGUGUGCGAUAGAAAAACGCUGUUUAAGAGGAUAUACUGAGAAUGCCAGUGUGAACAUCUGCAGGAAUUACUAAGCUGGAGCUACAAUGUCGUCCCAUGUCAAACUAAGGAGGGACAGAGUGGGGACAGCGGACUAUGAUACACAGAUUAAAGAGGUGCGUUUGCAGCUGGCGGAGCAGUUGAGGAUAUUUGACGGUCAGGUGGAGCAGAAGACUCAGGUGUUCCAAGAUCUGAUCGAUUUUUUGCGCAGACGAGGCGAGAUUGAGGGGGAGUACGCCCGCUCACUGGACAAACUGUGUGACAGGUUCUCCUCCAGAACCAGGAAGAAGGAGCCCAGCCAUCAGUCAGUGGUUAACUGCUGGCAGGUGUUGUUGAUGCAAACACGUCAGGAGAGCAGAGAUCACAGUUUCUUGAGUGACAGCUACAGCAACAUUCUGCCACAGCAGCUUUCACACUGUGUUGAGCAUGUCCAACGCCUGGCCAAACGGAGCAGAGACAUUUACACCCAAUUACAGGAUGGACUUCUGAAGGUUACCACAGAACUUCAUACGGCCUUGAAGACAUAUUUCCAAUACUACACCGAGUUCCUUUCUGCAGAAAACAAACUAAAGGAUGUAGUCAGACUGGAGGAAAAACAGAAGCAAAGUACUUCUAAAAAGAUGGAAAGACAAAUAGAGAAAAGGCAAAGUAAAGUUCAGGAGAUUCAGCUAAAGAGCACAAAAGCACGCAAUGACUACCUCCUCAACUUAGCUGCGGCAAAUGCAUGCAUGAACAAAUAUUACCUUCAGGAUCUCUCCACUCUCAUAGAUUGCUGUGACCUGGGUUACCACCAGUCCAUAUCCAAGGUGUUUCGUUUUUACCUGGCCAGUCGCCAAUGGGCCCAGCAGAACUUGAGCGCUGGGAUGAAGCAACUGGACACAACUGUGUCAGAACUGAGCCAGAACCAGGACAGAGACACUCUCAUGCAGGCCAACAUCUCAGCCUUUUGCCUGCCCCUCCGCUUUCAGUACCAACCCUACGAAGGCGACCAGGUGGCUGAGGUGUCUGCAAAGUAUGAGAUGAAGGGCGAGCUGGUGACUCGCUUCCAGCAGCUGCAGUCCAGGCUGUCUUCAGUCACCACAGAUGUUGAGGAGUCUAGCAAAAUACUUCAGUCAGCUCAGUCUUCAAUGUUGGAUGGUAUUGUCGAGGACACCUUUGCAUCUACCCCAGACUUUCCUAGUUGCUCAUCAUCACCAGAGGGGAACAGUGAUAUAUCAGUCAGUAAGACCUCUCAGCUGAAACGUAGAGCCAGCCUUCCGGACACUGAGAUUUUGUACUUCUCGAAAGUCAGGGACCAUCUAUGUAACAGCUCUUUAAUAUCAAAACUGGAAGCCAAACAUGACCUGCUAAAGGUUGCCAUUCAGAAAGCUGAAAGUGUUGACAGUAAUCAUUCCAGAGUAUGCUCCAAAAGAUCUGUGCGUCACAAAAAGAGUCACCCUGGUACCCAGAUCAGCCAGAAGCUUUUCAAUGGGGAUCUACUAUCAUACAUCCAAGCAUCGGGACAGCUCAUUCCUGCAGUGGUGGAGAGCUGCAUUCGGUUCAUCAACCUCAAUGGUUUACAUCAUGAAGGAUUGUUCAGAGUGCCAGGAUCUCAGACGGAGGUGAAUCAGCUGAAGGAUGCGUUUGAGAAAGGCGAUGACCCACUCGCUGAUGGGAGGUGUGACAUGGACACUGUGGCUGGUGUGCUGAAACUUUAUUUUAGAGGACUAGAGAAACCCCUGUUUCCUGAGGACAAUUAUGAGCAGCUGAUGGAGUGUGGGCAAAUAGAUGAUGAGACAAAAAAGGUAUCACAGCUGAAGUGUGUCAUCUCCUCAUAUCCGGCCUCACUCAUCAUUGUAAUGAGAUAUCUUUUUGCAUUCCUUCACCAUGUCUCCCAGUACAGUGACGAGAAUAUGAUGCAGCCCUAUAACCUGGCAGUGUGUUUUGGUCCCAGUCUGGUGAGGGGGCCAAACAACGGUGAUGCAGCAGAGCUUCAGCGCAUCAACUCACUGGUCAAGAGCAUCAUUAUCCAACACGAGACUAUCUUCCCUACCCAGAAUGAAUUGCCUGGGCCAGUGUAUGAAAAGUGCAUGACAUUAGAAGACGAAGACUGUGAGGCUGUGGCAGAGGAAGGAGAUGGAGAAUCGGAGCAAUCGCAAAUGAAAGAAGCAAAAGACGAGCUGCAGGGAGUAGCCUUGUUUGACUACACAGGUCGUUCUUCAGCUGAGCUGUCCUUUAAACAAGGAGACCGUCUCAUCCUAUACAGCAAAGCCUCCUCUGAUUGGUGGAGAGGGGAGGUUAAUGGGACAAAGGGUCUCAUCCCAUAUAAAUAUGUCAGUGUGUCAUGCGUGGAUGGAGGCCAAGAUCAGAAGGGGAAGGAAACUUUGAAAUUCAGCAGUGGCAGACAGCAGACAGAAGAAGAGCCAAAAGCAGAGCAAAGUACACGGCUCAAGGUCACAAGUGACAAAGUGGGAGUCGGGCCAAGUCAUGUCACUUCUGGAAAGGUUUCAUUACAAAUACCCACAGGACAAUAUGCACAGCCAGGAAAUUCUCCCGGAGCUCUGCGGAAAACAUUAGACCCUCAAAUGAGACGUUCCACUGCCGACGGAGGAAGCGGAGAGGAAUACUCAACAGAAGUGGAUAAGGAUGUGCAUCACAUGAUGCACUCAGUGUUUAAGGAGCUCCUCGUUCGCCAAUCUUCCCCAGAUCAAAACACAUCUGCAUCCUCAGAGAUCACCUCUGUGCAAACGCCUCCAAACAAAGGAUCAGGAUGGAAAGGAAAGGGUUUAUUUAGAUCAGCUGACCAUACAGACUGAAAAAAA